This is a messenger RNA of Effrenium voratum, 1109 nucleotides long. The record is from the annotation of a GenBank genome assembly. Lineage: Eukaryota; Dinophyceae; Suessiales; Symbiodiniaceae.
UCACAGGUACUCGCCCUUCACAGCUCCCAACGCGGAGUGCACCGGCAGCGGCGCCGGCAGAUCUGCAGGCGUCUCCUUGCUGCUCUUGUUAGGCCUCGCCGGCUUCAGCACUGGAGACCUGCGGCCAGGGCGAUCUGGCCUUCUGCUGGGACUGCUCGCUGUGGCCAUGAGCCUGCAAGGUUGCGACAUCAUGGCCAGUCAUGCCGCGGGCACCUGGGAGAGCAGGCCCAGCUAUCUUAUGAACUUUGCGGUGCGCAGCACGCAGGUGGAGGCCAACACUGGAGUGACGCAAGUCCACAGCAAGACCUUCUUGAACUCCUGCAGCGUGCCGGACUUGGGCGAUGCGCAGAAGUGCAACGGCCACGGGGUGUGCAAGACUUUCGCCUCCGGUUUGGCCUUCUGCGAAUGCGACUCCGGGUACUCGGACCCCGAGUGCCGCACCGAGCGCAAGUCCCAGCGCACGGCGUUCCUGCUGUCUCUCUUCACAGGAUUCCUGGGCUUGGACCGCUUCUACCUGGGUGAGCUCUCUGCGGGCACCCUGAAGCUGGCCACCUUGGGCGGCGUCGGCAUUUGGUGGAUGUGGGACAUUGUGCGCACCGGUGCCGCACCCAUCUAUACCAGGUACCAUGGCCGUUUGGCCGCCGACCUGCCGCACUUCGUCUUCGUGAUCCUGGCGGUGCUCUGGGUGGCCUUGCUGGGCUACUUCAUCUUCGGCGUGGUUGGUGCCAUGUGGCAUCAGAGCAGCAUCUUGAACAAGGCUCUGACAAAGGUGGAGAAGAUCCAACACCACCUGGCCAAGCAACGCUUGGUGUCCCAGAACGAGGAGGGAGUUGCGGGCAUGCCCAGCAAGACCACCUACCACGUGGCUGCCCCGUACGGCGACGGCUCGCGGGACUUCUAUGGGUCUAUGGCGGAGACACCGGCAGAGGUGAAACUGGCAGCCUAUAAGAACCCCAUGUCGCCUUACUACCUCUACGCCAAAGCAUCAGAGCAGCCCAACGUGAAGAGCUCAGGAGUCUUCUCACGAUCUCCUUAUGAGCUGUGAGGAUUAGAGAGUCCGCUGAGCAGAGAAGAGCCUUAGGACUAUGACCAACAUAGUUUACUUGCGC